CAGGAAGUGUGACGAGUCUGUACAACAUGUCGAGAGAGGGUGACGUGCCACUCUUCGAUGAGGAUGAGAAUGCAUUCAGUCAAAGGAAAUUAAAAAUCAAGCAUCCCUUGGCCACUUUUUUCCAUCUUUUCUUUCGCGUAACUGCCAUCAUAGUCUAUCUUUUAUGUGACCUGUUGAGCAGUAGCUUUAUCGGCUGUAUGGUCACCAUCAUUCUCCUCUUGUCAUGUGACUUCUGGACUGUCAAGAAUGUGACUGGUAGGCUGCUGGUGGGCCUUAGAUGGUGGAAUCAGGUUGAUGAAGAUGGAAAGAGCCACUGGGUGUUUGAGGCCAGGAAGGACUCCAGUAAACAUGUGGUCUCAAACUCUGAGUCUCGGAUUUUUUGGUUGGGCCUUAUUGUUUGUCCUAUCUUAUGGGUAUUCUUUGUGUUUACUACUCUCUUCUCUUUCAAGAUCAAAUGGCUGGCAGUUGUCAUUAUGGGGAUGGCUUUGCAGUGGGCCAACCUAUACGGUUAUGUGCGAUGUAAAGUGGGUGGUGCAACCAACCUUAAGGCUAUGGCCACAAACUACCUUGGCCUACAGCUGUUUAAGCAGGCAAUGAGAAAACCAGAGGGACCUUAAAACAACCAUGCCUACUGAUGAACAGGUGUCAGGGCGGCUGAUUUUUUUUUUUUUAGUCAGAUAUGUAGUGACAGUAAAAGGGCCGUGAUUCAUGGGUGCCGUUGAACUGUAUUUUAUUUUUUAGCUACUGGUUGAAGAAGAAUGUUUUCAUUUAAACUGUAUUUCCUCUGUAUAGUGGUUUUUGUUUGUUUGUUUGUUUGUCAUGUAAUGAGAAUAUUGACUUCCAAACACUUUGUACAUUUUUCUGUUGGAUUCUUUCUCUAAUUUUAAUGUUUAAUUUAAUGGCAAAUCCUUGGUCAUAAAUUGUUGGUAUGGUUUGCACAAGUAUGGAAUUGUAUUGUUGAAGGAUGAUAUAUUUUAAUUAAAAUAC
This is a messenger RNA of Chanos chanos (milkfish), 987 nucleotides long. RefSeq names its product Golgi apparatus membrane protein TVP23 homolog B. The record is from RefSeq and is a predicted model, not a curated record. The transcript is spliced from 7 exons. Gene Ontology annotation, cellular component: Golgi membrane. Gene Ontology annotation, biological process: vesicle-mediated transport; protein secretion. Lineage: Eukaryota; Metazoa; Chordata; Actinopteri; Gonorynchiformes; Chanidae. Bases 27 to 617 code for a protein of 196 amino acids.